AUGACUACCGAAAAUAAAUCCAUUGGCGUCGGUGAGAUGGCCGCUCCCAUUGAACAACAUGAUCUUCACGAGCAGAAUGAACCUGUCGCGGCCCCUGAUAUGCCGCAAGGCUGGAGAUACAGACAACGCCGCUUGUUCGGUCUCAAUAUCCCCUGGUACGCGUCGCCCAAAGUCCAGUUGGUCAUGGUCGCAUUCGUGUGCUUCAUGUGCCCCGGUAUGUUUAAUGCGCUCGGUGGAAUGGGUGGUGGUGGAAAGACCGAUGCGACUUUGGCGGACAACAUGAAUACGGCCCUCUACAGCACUUUCGCCGUCUUCGGUAUAUUCGGCGGUACAUUCGUCAACAGGCUCGGAGUCAAAUGGACCCUCGCGUUUGGAGGUACUGGAUACUGCCUCUAUGCUAUCAGCUUGCUAGUCUCCCUGUACGCUGAUGUAGAGGGUUUCAAUAUCUUCGCCGGUGCCUGGCUUGGUAUCUGCGCCGGUCUUCUCUGGACCGCGCAAGGAACCAUCAUGAUUUCCUACCCAUCCGAAGACAAGAAGGGAGCUUACUUUGCUUGGUUCUGGGGAAUCUUCAACAUGGGUGCCGUGAUUGGCAGCUUGAUCCCUCUCGGUCAAAACUUCAAUGUCACAGCAAACGUCACCGUCUCAUCAGGAACUUACAUCGGCUUCAUUGUCCUCAUGUUCAUUGGUGCCCUUCUCGCCCUCUGCCUCUGCAACGCGAACGAUAUUAUUCGUGAAGACGGCACCCGCGUUAUCCUGAUGAAGAACCCAAGCUGGCAAUCUGAGCUCAUCGGUCUCUGGGAGACACUCCGGUUUGAGCCUUACGUCGUCCUUCUCUUCCCCAUGUUCUUCGCUUCCAACUGGUUCUACGUCUAUCAACAGAAUGGCGUGAACAGCGCGCACUUCAACACCCGUACCAAGGCCCUGAACAGUCUUCUCUACUACUUGGCCCAGAUCGUCGCUGCCGCCAUCUGGGGAGUGCUCCUUGAUAUUCAGAGCGUGAAGCGCUCGUUCCGCGCCAAGGUGACCUGGGCGGUUCUUUUCGUGUUGACCAUGGCUAUCUGGGGUGGUGGCUAUGCUUACGAGAAGACCUACACCAGAGAUACCGUGAACACCACAUUGCACCCGGAUUUCAAGCCGACAGAUUGGUCAACACCCGGCUACGUUGGUCCUAUGUUCUUGUAUAUCUUCUACGGAUUUUAUGAUGCCGCUUGGCAGGCUAGUCUCUACUGGUUCAUGGGUGCGCUCUCCAACUCGGGUCGUCGUUCCGCGAACUAUGUCGGUUUCUACAAGGGAAUCCAGUCCGUCGGCGCUGCGAUCGUGAACAACCUCGAUUCGCGCAAACUUUCAUUCAAGAAGGAGUUCAUCAGCAACUGGGUUCUUCUUUCCGUAUCUCUCGUUGUCGCUGCUCCUGUUAUCUUUAUGAAGAUUCGGGAUCACGUUGACGUGGAGGAUGAUAUUGCUGGAACCGAUGAGACCCUUGCGGAUGUCUUGCCAGUUGAUCACCCCGAGAAAAUCGGAGCGUAA
Molecule: messenger RNA, 1524 nt
Organism: Penicillium verhagenii
Lineage: Eukaryota; Fungi; Ascomycota; Eurotiomycetes; Eurotiales; Aspergillaceae
Product: DUF895 domain membrane protein
Exons: 4
Coding region: 1-1524 (507 amino acids)
Biological process (GO): transmembrane transport
Molecular function (GO): transmembrane transporter activity
Source: RefSeq, a predicted model, not a curated record